Messenger RNA from Anastrepha ludens (Mexican fruit fly), 2809 nucleotides. RefSeq lists its product as uncharacterized. The coding region runs from base 297 to 2039 and encodes 580 amino acids. Lineage: Eukaryota; Metazoa; Arthropoda; Insecta; Diptera; Tephritidae. The record is from RefSeq and is a predicted model, not a curated record. The transcript is spliced from 8 exons.
UUAGGUACCCUCACAUCUAAUUUAAAUCUCAGCAAAUUUCUUGUACUAUUGUUAGUACAUGCAAUCCAUUUUAGAGAACAACAAAUGCAGUAAAUUCUAUUGCUAGGAAAUGUAUUAGUAUGGGAACGGGUACGUCUGCACUAAAUACUAGUAAACAGGAGUACUACCACUUACUGAUUUCAUGUACUCGUACAUACGAGUAUGUAGAUUUUCCUAGCAACGAAUAAAAUUAGUAAAUAAACAGCGUCAAUUAUUAAAGCUGGCACAAACAAUUUAGUUUUUCGCUCUGCUCAACAAUGAAUGCAACUAGCAGAACUGGCUUAAUACCAGCUAAGAGAAGAAAUUUCUUAAUAAAAGAAAAGCCAAAGAAAUUCACUGAGGAUUUACCACUGAAAUUUGAAGCUAUGCCAAUGGCUCUAUCGUUACGACCAUUUGGUGGCCUAUAUAACCCCUUUGCUAAGGGCUGUUCGGUACUAUGCAACCAUCCAGCGCCGUCAGACUUAAAAGAUAUUAUAAGCCAAAUGAAAACUUCGCUGACAGUGGAUGGAAAAAGUGUGCACUUCCCAAAAGAUAAAAACGUUGGCACACCCAUCAAUGAGCAUGAUAAUAUACCCGAAGACCUUGUCCGACGUUACACUGGCACCGACUCACGUCCCCUUACACCAACUCCAACCGUAACCAGUGCGCAUACACGGAAUAGCACAAGUUCCUUUUUGAACAAUCGACGCUGCAUAACACCUGAGUUGGGUAAAAAUGAAAUCAUCAAACGGAAAAAAAUUAUUUUGGAUUUACGACGCACACACUCUCAAGAGACACUAUACUGGAAGCCAUCGUCGGAUAUGUCACAAAGUAUUACGGAUACGGGUGGCGUCAAACCUAAAAGUGCUGGCGCCAAUGAGGAGAGAAAAAAUAAGCACCAACGUUCCGAAGAUCAGCGGCCUAAUACUUCAUUAGGCAAUGCACCAAUUAGCGAUGAUACUAAAGAAUUGAUAGGGGUGGAAAUAAAGAAAGUACAAACUUGUAUUAAUGAGCAGCAUAUCGACGACGGGGAUAUACGACGGGGCAAGAAACGAAAAAAGAUAAGACCGGCAACUACUACAACAACUACAUUCCAUCUGAGCGAAGAUCCAGAAACACAAGUAGCUGCACUUGGCCCGGACUCCCUUAAUCCAAGUACACGUCCUAGUCUUAUACCGAAUUCAGCUAGUUUGCUACCAGGCAAAGAAAAACGAGACAGCGAACAAAUACUAUUGAAAGGCAGCUUCCUCACAGAUGAGGCAUUUCAAGCAUUGAAAACUGAGCUGGAUAUUGAUGUAAUUGAAAACACCUUUGAUAAAUACUUGAAUAGAGCUUUGCGCGAAGCAAUUAAGUAUCUGCCUGAAAAGAAGCCAAAGCCGAUCAAGAAAGUUUUAGAAGAAAAUGAAAAUCCUUCAUUCGUAUCUCAGUCAAAAAUGCCACGUAAAUUGUCAAAGUCUGCAGCAAGAUUUGAUGUUCCAUUAGAUCCCAAAUUACUAGAAGAUAUGACUGUGUUAGAAUACCUUAGCCAAUAUGUGUGGGUCUCCAGUCAACGAAAGCAGCUGUUUAAGCGCGUUUUUCUUCAAUAUUUGACGACUGAAUUAAUUGAAACCGAAGAGGCCGCAGAUGUAAAUCUAUUAAAAAGCAAUGGAAAUGUCGAUGAAGACUCCUUACCUGUACUGAAUGAGUAUGUGGAACGUAAAAUUCCCAUGAACUGUAUAGCCAAAGCACUUGAGGAUGUUUUGGAAUUUUAUGGUACUGAGAAAAAUAUAUCGGAAAUGUUACGCUUAUUAGACUAUGAGAAGGAGACGUCGUCGAAAGAAAUCAAUUUUCGUACUUGGUGUGGUAUUGUAUCAUUUGCUGAACGAUUGGCGCUGGAGAACCCGAGUGGUUCGGAUUCAUGUGAUGAGUUGGAAAAAGUGGACUUUGGUAGCCUAGAAGAGAGAUUGGAAAAUUUCGAUAUACAAGAAAAUUUAUUGGAAGUUUUCAGAAUAAUUCGUUCAACACAUAACGUAAAAAAUUGAAGCUCCGAAACAACUGAAGUAUUAAAAACAAUUAAAGACAUCGAAAGUGUAUAUGAUGCGUAUCAAGGUGCAUUCAUUAAAGCUGGUGACACUAGACCAACAACAAUGUUAUGUACGUUUGAUUGUCAAAGCAAAGUAUGGAGAAACUGGAAAACAAAUGAUGAAUUCGCCUUGUUUCAUUCUGAGCUGACAGCCACAUGGACACGGCGAAAGAAAGAAAACAGCUUAGCUGAUUUACCGAUACCACCUCUAAUAGAUUCGCCUUGAUGCGUAUAAUGCGAUGAUGACAAUUCAGAAUUUGAAAAUUCAGAUUAGAUGUGCAUAUGGCGUAUCAUAAGCCAUUUAAUAAAUAAUACUUUCUUCUAGAACAAAAAAUUAAUUAUUUCAUAUUAAAAACGAUUAUUUAAAAGUAACGUCAGUAGUGAAUAAUGCUCAAACUGUACCUUGAUUUUAUGUCGUCUUUGACAUUUGUCAAGUAAACGAUGUGAAAGUUUACACGAUAGAACAACGCGUUAAAAUUAUUGAAACUUUUUAGUAAAAUGGUCAAUCUUUAAGAACAUAUCGCAAAACUCGUGAUUUUUUAGGUGAAAAUAAUUGUCCGAAUGAGUCGACAAUUCAAAGGAUAGUGAACAAAUUUCAAGAAACUGGUUCUAUGGAGGAUAAAAAAGCAACUGGCAUACCAAAAAGUCGAGGUUGUGUUGAGAGUAUUGCUGCUGUAGCGCAGUGUAGCUGAACAACCUUCAACAACGAUGGUUUUCAACAAUUAGACA